UGGCUGGGAUCAAGGGAUCUCCGUGAGCAAAAUUAAUGCGGUAAUUGCGUUUUGCAGAUGCUGGGCAUCGACAGCGAGUUCUGUUUGGUCGAAUCCUUCAUAACGGGCGUCGUGGAUAAUUGGUCGGAGACCCUGAGACCUCACAGGAACAAGUUCACCGUGGUAAUUUGCGUCGUGAUGUUCCUUUUAGGAGUUCCUAUGGUUACACAUGGUGGCAUGUACAUUUUCCAACUGAUGGACUAUUACUCUGCGAGCGGCAUGUCCCUGCUGUGGGUCUGCUUCUUCCAGACCGUCGCAAUUUCCUGGAUAUUCGGCGUGGACAAAUUGAGCGAGUGCAUCGAACAAAUGAUAGGGGAAAAGCCCAACAAGUUCUGGACUAUCUGCUGGAAAUACUGCGCCCCAUUUGUGAUGAUAGCGAUCUUCAUAUUCCAAUGCGUCCAAUUCCAGCCUUUGGUCUACGGCGGCGAUUACGUCUAUCCCCAAUGGGCCAACAUCAUAGGCUUCUGCAUAAGUUUAUCCUCGAUGGUCUGGGUUCCCAUUUACGCAAUUUACUAUUGCAUCGCCGGACCGGGAUCGAUAUCUGAGAACUUCUUCAACGGUCUCAAGCCGCAGAUAAAACAGCGUAGAAUUUCGAUCAGAGAUAGGCAAACCGGUCUCCUGAUAUCAGAAAGCACAGCUUCGGGACUCGGAAUGAUGGAGAGCGACGGCAUCUCAGAGUCCGCUUAAACGAAAUUGCAUAAUGCGAUGAUUAUCCAAUGUAAUCUACUUAUAGUUAUUUACAAUAUUUCAUUUACUAUAUUCAUACAAUAGUCAUAUUUACGUAACGUAUUUCUACCGGUGAGUGCGUUUACUGGACCCAGAAUUUCGAUCCAAUCCAUUUGUAUUUCACCUCCGUUGUUUCCAAUUUCGAAAGGCCAGUCAUAACAACAAACAACAAAUAACGUCGAGCUUCGAUAAAGCGUUUUCGCCCUCUCCACUCCAAACCCCUAACUCGCGUUCGUUUUACCUCUCCUUUAUCUCGUUUUUUUUUCUGUUGUUGUUGUUGAUAAAUAAUGAAUGCGGGAUUUCCGAUCCCCCAGAUUAAAAUAUCCGUUCAUGUGCACAACCUCUCAUCCAUAUGCAUUAGACAACGCUACAAAUGAUACCCAACCAACAGCAACAAAAUAUAUAUAUGGAAAAAAAAGGAGAAAAUCAAAUGACCUCCGCUUCAUAUUUCCAUAUAUAUAUUUUUAUUUUUUUUGAUCCUUUAUUUAUCCGAACAAAAGUUAUUUUCGUAUACACAGAAUUUAAUUUAUGGUGGUGGGUUGCGUCCCUUCCCCCGUUCGCUUAAAAUUUAUAUUUUUAAUGUUCGCAUUAAUAGCGCAUAAAUAUUUAUUAUCCAUUCCAGUUUUAAUCCUGAAUUAUUUACGUAUGCACAGUGAAUACACAGAAACACAAUACUAUAUCCAUACUACAUAAUAUAGUAUGUACAGUUGGCUGUGGAAAUAAAUA
Molecule: messenger RNA, 1491 nt
Organism: Nicrophorus vespilloides
Lineage: Eukaryota; Metazoa; Arthropoda; Insecta; Coleoptera; Silphidae
Product: sodium- and chloride-dependent GABA transporter 1-like
Exons: 4
Coding region: 58-726 (222 amino acids)
Biological process (GO): sodium ion transmembrane transport
Cellular component (GO): membrane
Source: RefSeq, a predicted model, not a curated record